Messenger RNA from Harmonia axyridis, 2437 nucleotides. RefSeq lists its product as uncharacterized. Gene Ontology annotation, molecular function: ubiquitin conjugating enzyme binding; ubiquitin protein ligase activity; zinc ion binding. Gene Ontology annotation, biological process: proteasome-mediated ubiquitin-dependent protein catabolic process; multicellular organism development. The transcript is spliced from 2 exons. Lineage: Eukaryota; Metazoa; Arthropoda; Insecta; Coleoptera; Coccinellidae. The record is from RefSeq and is a predicted model, not a curated record. Gene Ontology annotation, cellular component: cytoplasm. The coding region runs from base 113 to 1882 and encodes 589 amino acids.
AAAUGGACAGCUGGAUAAAAUAACCUAACAAAAUUUGAACCAAACCAGGCUCUAAGAUGGGUUAGGAUUAGCUUUUCCUAUCAAACAUGAGUUUUUUUAGGUUGAAUUUUUGAUGAUGAACUUUAGACAGAAGAAUCUAGUAAAUUUGAUUUUCGCGUUGACCUGUCAAGUCGAUGGGUGUUUCUGUGUAUAUUAUAAUGUCACAUUUGGAUCUGUGGUCUGGCCAAAGAACGGUGAAUCUGAAAAUACCGCCAAAAAUAAUUUUCCGCCGCUUAUGUCAUAUACUCGUGAAAUCAGGAUAUUUCUAUUGAGAGUUACAAUCGUAGAAACAAUGAAUACCAUUAAAUUAAAUAUGGAUAACUAUUUUCUAAAGUGUAGUAUAUGUAGUUUUCCAUUAUCUGUAAUACCCAUAUACUAUAAUUCAACAUUGGGAACUAUAUGUGGAAGAUGUGCGAGUAUCAGAGAACAGUAUAGUGAAGAGAUUUUCGAGCGGCAAGUCAUGUUUGAAAUUAUAAUGAAGCAUUUGAUUUUUCCAUGUGCCUUCAAAGGCCAGGGUUGUCUAGUAGAAAUAAGCGAGGACGAUGCUCGUCUUCACGAACAAACUUGUAUUUUCAGGGUAGUCACAGUUUUGUGUCCAUUAUUCCAUGAGAAAUUUUAUGAAUGGUGUACUUGGAUUGGCGAUUAUAACAAAUUAUCCGACCAUAUACGGAAUGAACAUAAAAAAUAUUUCACUGAUAGUUUAACAUUCACUUUAACUCCAGAGUUAGGAAUUGAAGUAUUAUUCUCCGAGAUUAAUGAGAAUUUAAUAAUAGUAAUAUUAGAUAAAAAAACUGACACUAACAGUCUUAGAUGCUGGAUAAUGAGUGAUAUGCAUUUUAAAAAAUGCUUAGAAAAUAAGUUUCAGAUUUCUUUUUGUGCAGGGGAUGAAGAGCAUAUUUUUGAAGGCGAUAAACUUGAGUAUAUUUCACCUAGUACUAGAAUAUCACCUGAAUAUAAUUUGGUUAUUCCAUUAUCUGCUUUCAAUAAUUUAUUUGAGAAAUAUAAUGAAAUAACUGUAUCAAUUUCCAUUAUACCCAAAGAAAAAUUAAAACUGACCCUUGACAAUAUUUUGGAAAGCAGUGCAACCCAAAAUAAGCCAUCUGAAGUGGCUGAAUUGACAACUAGAAUUUUCCAUGAGUUGGAAUGUCCUAUAUGCACAGAAUUAAUGGGUCCACCAAUUUAUACAUGUAUGGAAGGUCACAAUAUGUGUUUUAAGUGUAGAAAAAAGAUUUUAGAGUGUCCUGUUUGCAGAGGAGAAAUAAUAGGAGGAAGAAAUUUCACUCUCGAAAAACUGUGUUCCAUCGUUACUGGUCCUUGUAUCUAUAGAAAAGAUGGCUGUUCUUUCAUUGGAACUAUUUUCAAAGUAAAGGAGCAUGAACCAUUUUGUUAUAUUGCUAUGAGGAGCUGUAUUAUAAAUAGUUGUGAAUGGAAUGGAAGAACUCUAGAACUACCAGAACAUUUGGAAGAAAAGCAUAUGUUCAAAGAUAUUUCAAAGGCUUAUUCAUUCAAAUUAGAUCAGAAGCCUGAACAACAUAUGUUCUUUUUUGACGAUAAGAUAUUUUUAAUGAAUCUAUUUUCAGUAGAAAAAAAAUCAAUUAAUUAUAGUCUACAUUGUUUGGGGGGAAAACAUUUACAAUAUGAUUAUGAAAUAGAAUUCUUAGAUCCAUCUAUAGAAACAAACAAAAUGAUCGUGAGGGAUGUUUGCCAACCUAUAGGAUAUAAUUUCAAUAAAAACUCAUUUUUAUUACUUUCUAUUCCUUCUCAAAUGCUGAGCUGGCUUAUUAAAGAUAGCAAUGAAAUAAAAUUCAGAGUUGUUAUGCAUGUCAUUUCAAAACAGAAGUAGAGUUGGUUUUUGAAUUACUUCUAAUUCCUUCUAAUAAUAAGGGAAUAUUUAUUAAUUCACUUUUUUGUUUAUCGUUCAUACUGUUAUGGUAAAUUUUAUCACAACUACAAUUAUUAUGAAAAUUUAAAUUGAAUUAAGUGCAGAAACUCGAUCCUACCUUUGUUGAAUGCUAUUAAUUUAGGUGAAUUACGUUCAGUCAUGUAGUUGUGUAAUUAAUGUAUUAACUCGCAAAUUACUGGUAAAGCAGUGAUUUUUUGGAAGUAACCCUUCAGUUUAUUUAGUUGUUAAACAAGAAUAUUUAUAUAAAGUUUAUAAAGGUUUCCCAAUUAUUUUUCAGUUACUUGUGAGGGAUGUAAUGUAUGAAGCUUUUUAUCAUUUACAAAUUGUUGAAUAUCUUUUAUUUGAUACUAUGUAAAUAGAGACCAGUUUUAAGUUAUUUCCACUGACAUUCGAUAUUAUGUUUAGUGAUUUGUUUGAAUAAAUAAAUACCAUUAUUGGCGUUACCUGCAAUUACUCAUUACAACAAAAUGUUCCUUGAUAUAGGAGAAAUCUCUC